UGCCAGAGAAGAGCAUUGGAUUGUGGGUACACGCUUCCUGGGAGACUCUUGAUAGAUAGUCAGCUGUUGUAGGAAAGUUUUGACAUAGUUUUAAAACGUCCUGUAAGUACAGUGUUUAUUAGAUGUCGUACCUCAUUGGAACCACAUUUCCUGCAUGCGCGUUAUAUACGUCAACGACUAACGUUACCAUCCUGUAAAUCCAUCCGGGUAAUAACUAUAUAUUUAUACAAAAAGUAACUGGUAACUUUGAGAGGGAGAAAACUAUAGGAAUGAGUUUAAACGAGCACUCCAUGCAGGCUCUGUCAUGGAGAAAACUGUACUUGAGUCGAGCCAAGUUAAAAGCCACGAGUCGCACUUCAGCUCUGUUGUCGGGAUUCGCGAUGGUUGCCAUGGUGGAAGUACAGCUGGAGCGGGAUUACAAGUAUCCUCCAGGGCUGCUGAUAGCCUUCAGUGCCUGUACCACAGUCCUGGUUGCGGUACACCUCUUUGCCCUCAUGGUCAGCACCUGCAUCCUCCCUAAUCUUGAGGCUGUCAGCAAUGUUCACAACCUCAACUCUGUCAACGAGUCUCCCCAUGAGCGUAUGCACCGCCACAUAGAACUGGCCUGGGCUUUCUCCACAGUCAUCGGCACCCUCCUCUUCCUGACCGAGGUGAUGCUCCUGUGCUGGGUGAAGUUCUUACCCCUCAGAAGCGCCACCGCAGAAAACAACGGUACCAUAAGUUCCGGUGAGGCCGCAGCCAUCGCUUCCACCUGCAUCAUGGUGCCGUUCGGACUCGUUUUUAUCGUGUUUGCUGUCCACUUCUACCGCACACUCGUCAGUCACAAAACGGACCGACAGAAACGAGAGCUGGAGCAGGUCAUUCGGCUCCAGAACCAGCUGGACCACAGGGCCGAGAAUGACGACCUGAAGGCCGGUGUCCAUUACCCUUGAUUAUAGCUAGUUAGCACACAGCAGCAGUGGCCAUUCAACGGUGCUUCAGUUCUGAAAUCUUUUGUAAAAGCUUUAUUUAAUAUGUUUAUGAACUGUGCUCAGAUGCUUUUUUUUUCUUUUUCUUAAUUGUAAGCUUCAUCUGGCGAGGGAUGCUGGUUUUGACAGUCCACUUUUGGAUAAUGCAUGUGCAUAAGCUUCUACACAUUAUAUAUUAGAAAAAAAUAGUUUUACCUUUUAAGUUGAAGGUAAAUAUUUUGCUCUGAGGCACUAAGAUUUCAGUGGCUUUUAUAUUAUUGACAUAUCAUAUAUUGUGAUGUUGCGUAGUUUAGGGAUAAAGCCACUUAAGGUCUUCACACAUGUAUUGUUUAUUGUCUCAACAUGUAGGUGCACUUUCUUGUUUGAAAAUGACUCAAGAAGGCCAAAAUGUUUUUUCAUGCUUUAAAUCAGACUUUGUAGGGAGCAUUACCAAGCCUUUAACAUCAGUACAGAUGUUUAUAUGCAAGGUGUGAAUUGUCUGUCUGAAGUAUCACUGUCUGCAUGCCUUAAAACCAAAAUUAUGGAUUGCAUCCUUUUAAAAGGCUUUGGUGCUUAUAAUUUCAGUUACCAAUUGUUUUAAGUUGUGUAAAAUGUUUGCUGCUGUCGUUAGAUUUUCAGUUUUCUGAACAAUUUACAUUUUGCCUGUUUGCAUUAUCCUAUUUUUUGAGGAGCUCCAAAUAUAAUGGAGCAUAGGAAAAUUAAGAUUUGUUUAGAUCAUAAACAAAACAACCAGUAUAUUUCAAUGUUAACAACAGUAUUCAUGGAGAGCCUGAGGCAAAAUAAAUAAAUGCUAGUCAGGGAGUGCUUUGAACCAAAGUGUGUAUUGCAGUGCAUAUAUUUGUUAUUGUAAGGGAGAAUCAAAAUGAGAUAUUAGAGGCAGCUUUUUGGAGCUUGCUCAAUGUCACAUUGCUGUUGAAUGUAUUAUUACAAAGCAUGCGCAUAUUGGAAAUGUGGCGUUUGGGUUUGUAUGUUUUGCACAAGCUUGUUCACACAUUGUUAGGUUGUGGAAUUAUGGGACUUGUUUGUUUGGCCUAUAGCCCAUUGUUGAAUAGUUUUUCUUGGGUGUGACCAUUUUCUUUAGUUUUGUCUUCACUGUAACAACUCGGUCUGAGCUCAAAUUAGGGAACGUGCAGAGUUAUUUUCUGGUUUCAUGACAAAAUGUUCAUAUCAGUAUACCAUAUCCCAUAAUAGUCUUGUAAAUAUGGUUAAUUAAUCACAACAUGAUAUUUGAAAGAUCUGAGAAUAUCUACAUUUUAUGAAUGGUGAUGAAAUUUGCAUUUUUAUCAUUUGAUUUUGAAUUAUAUAGCUGAAUACUGUAACAUAUUGUAUUUAUAUCAAGGUAAUGCUGUGGUCACUAUUGCAAUAUCAGUGUUGUCUGCAUUAUAGGACACAAGCUCCCAAUAUUUCCAUUCAGAUUGUCCAGAUGAGAUGAUAAUAUGUCUGAGACACAAGGAGCCAGAAGACUGUAGUAAAAUGGUCAUUAUGCUUCUCCAAAGAACUGUUGAGGGUGUUUGUUUAAGUGUGUUUUUACAAGGAAUGAAAUAAAGACAGGUUAAUUCAGGGGCCUUUACACACACUCUGGGACACUUGCCACUUGUGCCUUCUUUGGAAACAGAUUAAUGCAAACAAAGGCAUGUCUCUUCAGUUCUUUAUUUAUUUAACCCAGUGUUUGUUACUGUACAUAGAGACGAUCCACUGCUUGUGUCAAUGCAGAGUUUUAAAGUGAAUGUUCAGUAAAUACGAUAUUGUAAGUUUUGCUUGUGUGUGGUUUUAGCAGCUCUUGAAGCUGCAGCUUUUUAACCUGUUGAGUCACCAGGACUAAUUAUUUUUUGUUUUUUGUUGUUAAAUAGAUAAAUAAAACACAUCUGCGAUGA
Messenger RNA from Micropterus salmoides (largemouth bass), 2842 nucleotides. RefSeq names its product calcium release-activated calcium channel protein 1-like. The transcript is spliced from 2 exons. Gene Ontology annotation, biological process: store-operated calcium entry. Gene Ontology annotation, molecular function: store-operated calcium channel activity. Gene Ontology annotation, cellular component: membrane. The record is from RefSeq and is a predicted model, not a curated record. Bases 270 to 932 code for a protein of 220 amino acids. Lineage: Eukaryota; Metazoa; Chordata; Actinopteri; Centrarchiformes; Centrarchidae.